CUAAUUUGUUGCAAUAAAUUUUGUUUUUGGGUGACUUUUUAGCUAAAAGGGUUCUAUCCAGUAUUCAAACGAUGUGCUUAUUGUUUCACUUAAAAAGCACAUAUUGAAGCUACUCUUCUGCGGGGCGCAGGCGCAAAUUCCAGAAGUGUAGCUAUCGACGAAUUCAUUUCAUCUGGAAUACAAGAAUAAAACACUGCCGGAAUCAACAAUGAAGCUGCGGUAUGCGAUGGUGUGCUCAUCGAACCAGAAUCGAAGCAUGGAGGCCCAUUGUCUGCUGAAAAGAGAGGGCUUUGAUGUGGCCUCAUACGGUACUGGGCAACACGUUAAGCUUCCAGGUCCUUCUAUUAGGGAACCCAAUGUUUACGAUUUCGGCACUCCCUAUAAACACAUGUUCGAUGAACUCCGCCGCAAAGACCUCGAACUGUACAAGCGAAAUGGAAUAUUGCCUAUGCUGAAAAGGAACUUAGGUGUAAAGCUUGCACCUCAACGUUGGCAGGAAAAUGCAGCUGAUGGUCCCUUUGAUGUCGUACUUACAUUUGAAGAAAAAGUUUUUGAUUUGGUGCUUGAAGAUAUUCAUAACAGAAAUCAAGUUCUCUUGAAGCCGGUUCUUGUAAUCAAUUUAGAAGUAAAAGAUAACCAUGAGGAGGCAGCAAUUGGAGGUCGUCAAGCUUUGCUUUUGUGCCAAGAACUUGAUGCGACUGAAAAUUGGGAGGAUACAAUUGAUGAUAUCAUCAAUAAUUUUGAGAAACAGCAUCGACGGAAGCUCCUGUAUAGCAUCUCCUUCUACUGAAAGCGUGGUGAACUACUAAUGGAACUAUUAACUAGACUAGCACUUAAACUCAUUCGUUGUUCCAACUGCUGAUAUUUCAAUCACUCGUUACUAUUUGUGUCCAAACUGAUUUAAUAACGAGUUAUAGGUCCGUUUUAUUUGUGUAGUGGGGGCGUUAUGACCGAGACACAACAUUUCGGUAGGUUUCAAUGUCCUCAAUGUUGAGUACAUAAGGAGUGGCGUCAUCUUAUGCUA
Messenger RNA from Lycium ferocissimum, 1024 nucleotides. RefSeq lists its product as uncharacterized. Bases 209 to 790 code for a protein of 193 amino acids. The record is from RefSeq and is a predicted model, not a curated record. NCBI's taxonomy places the organism in Eukaryota, Viridiplantae, Streptophyta, Magnoliopsida, Solanales, Solanaceae. The transcript has 4 exons. Gene Ontology annotation, biological process: termination of RNA polymerase II transcription. Gene Ontology annotation, molecular function: RNA polymerase II CTD heptapeptide repeat phosphatase activity. Gene Ontology annotation, cellular component: mRNA cleavage and polyadenylation specificity factor complex; nucleus.